Aspergillus wentii DTO 134E9 is the source of this 1670-nucleotide messenger RNA. RefSeq names its product putative MFS monocarboxylate transporter. The transcript has a single exon. The record is from RefSeq and is a predicted model, not a curated record. NCBI's taxonomy places the organism in Eukaryota, Fungi, Ascomycota, Eurotiomycetes, Eurotiales, Aspergillaceae. Gene Ontology annotation, molecular function: transmembrane transporter activity. Gene Ontology annotation, cellular component: fungal-type vacuole membrane. Bases 100 to 1557 code for a protein of 485 amino acids. Gene Ontology annotation, biological process: transmembrane transport.
GUGCUGUUGUUUCUAUUCUCCUUGGACUACUCUGGAAUAUUCCCUUUGAUUCAAUCAAUUUAAGCUAUCCAUUGGCCUGGACAUGAUAGAGGUAAAAUAAUGGCCUCGGAAAAAUCCCACCAGGGAGAUGGUCAGGUCGAGCAGAACCCCGUCGACCACCUUCAUGGCAAUGCCUCUAGCGAUAACUUCGCUCCUAUCACAGACACUCUCGGCGAUGAAGAAUCCGGCUCUGACCAUCAUCGCAUUGGCCAGGAUCACGCCCUCUCCAAGACACCCACAAACGCUAGUCAGCCAGGAGGAACACUGGCAGCUCGAACCCUCUCCCUCGUCCGUACCAGAGAAUCAGGAAGGGAUGUUGGCCCUCCCCCCGAUGGAGGCUUCAAGGCUUGGUCUCAGGUUGCCCUGGGGCACUUUGUGAUCUUCAACACCUGGGGAUACAUCAACAGUUUUGGUGUCUUUCAGACCUACUACUCCGAGACUUUGGGCCAUCCUCCGUCGGAUAUCUCUUGGGUGGGAAGUAUCCAGAUCUUUCUGCUGUUCUUCGUGGGCACAUUUGCCGGCCGGGCCACAGACGCAGGUUACUUUAAGAUCACCUUAGUUGUGGGCGCCAUACUGGAAUUGUUUUGCAUCUUCAUGACCUCUCUGUGCACCAAAUACUGGCAGCUUUUCCUGGCCCAAGGAAUCGGCCAGGGUCUUGGCUGUGGUCUUAUGUUCUGUCCCACGAUUGCGCUGAUGCCAACAUACUUCACCAGCAAGCGGGGAAUCGCUUUGGGAAUCACUGCCUCUGGAUCGGCAACGGGGGGUCUUGUCUUCCCUGCCGUUGUCAUGCGCCUGUUGCCCCAGAUCGGAUACGGAUGGACCAUGCGCGUGCUGGGCUUCAUCUCCCUCGCCACUCUCACCCCGUGCCUGGUGUUCCUGAAACAGAGACUGCCUCCACGAAAGAGUGGUCCGCUCCUGGAGUUGGGCGCUUUCAAGGAGCUUCCAUACGCCCUGUUUGCUACCGGAAUGUUCUUGAAUUUCUGGGGUUUAUAUAUAGGAUUUUUCUAUAUCGGAAGCUUCAGCCGCAACAUCAUCGGGGUCUCCAAUACCACCUCCAUCGAUCUGCUCCUAGUCAUGAAUGGAGUCGGAAUCCUGGGUCGAUUGGUCCCUAACCUGAUGGCGGACAUGUUCACAGGACCAUUGAACAUGUUGAUCCCCUUCAGUUUCGCUACGGCUCUGGUGGCCUACUGCUGGGCUGGCGUACAUGAUCUGAGCGGGCUAUACGCAUUUGCGGCCUUCUAUGGCCUAGCUGCAGCGGGGAUACAGUCCCUGUUUCCAGCAACGUUGAGCACGCUGACCACGGACUUGAAGAAGACCGGAGUGCGGAUGGGAAUGGUGUUGAGUGUGGUGGCUGUUGCGGCUCUCAUCGGGUCACCCAUUGCUGGUGCCCUCGUCCAGGAAGGUGAUGGGCAAUACCUAUAUGCCCAGAUGUUCAUGGGCAGUGCCAUUAUGGCCGGGAUGUUGACUUUGGUCGCUGCUCGAAUCGCCAAGUUGGGAUUGAAGAUAGAGCGGGCGUGAGGACUAACAACUAUGGCAGUGAGCAGAGGAAAUACGGCACCAAAAUAUAUAUGAAUGAUAAUCAUGACAAUAGAGAAACUGCAUUUUUCCAAAGUAAACCCAAUAAGACGAGA